This is a messenger RNA of Formica exsecta, 2536 nucleotides long. It is a transcript of the gene Rcd-1, whose product is annotated as CCR4-NOT transcription complex subunit 9. Gene Ontology annotation, cellular component: P-body; CCR4-NOT core complex; CCR4-NOT complex. Bases 411 to 1331 code for a protein of 306 amino acids. The record is from RefSeq and is a predicted model, not a curated record. The transcript is spliced from 3 exons. Lineage: Eukaryota; Metazoa; Arthropoda; Insecta; Hymenoptera; Formicidae. Gene Ontology annotation, biological process: mRNA catabolic process; negative regulation of translation.
AGUUGUCCCAUUCUGGCAUCGCUCUGGGCUCUGGAUCCUGGAUCUGGACUAGAUAUUGCGUAUUGAUGCUGACCGGUGUUGUCGUAGAGGUUAGAGAAGCGUAUAAAGGGUAAAGCGACGAACGUCGAGCGUCCAUUCUCAUUUCAAGGAAACUUAUUUUGAGCUUUAUCAGACGUCGUAGGCGCAUGGCGAUAAGAUUGAUUAAUCAUACAAGUGAAACAGAAUAACGACCACGCACGUUACCGAAUUCUAAGUAUUACGUAUAUAAUUUAACGUAGAGAACGUAGAGAAUUUAAGUUGGAUUCGACGCCACGAACGAGCGAGAACGCUAUUCACGGACGAGGCAAACAGGGUUUGCAUUAUUACUUAAAUCGUGAUAUAACUACGUAUAAUACCAAAGAGUAGUAUCAAUGAGCUCUCAACAAAGCCCAGCCGCCCUGCAAACUACCGUCGACCGCGAGAAGGUCUACACAUGGAUAAUCGAGCUGUCAAAUCCGGACACCCGGGAGAAUGCUCUGUUGGAAUUGAGCAAGAAGCGCGAAGUGGUGCCCGAUCUGGCACCGAUGCUCUGGCAUUCGUUUGGCACCACGGCCUCUUUGUUGCAAGAGAUCAUCAACAUCUAUCCUGCAAUUAAUCCUGCAACUCUAACUGCUUAUCAGAGCAACCGGGUAUGCAAUGCCUUGGCACUUUUGCAAUGCGUGGCCAGCCAUCCAGAAACGAGGUCUGCAUUCCUACAGGCUCAUGUUCCAUUAUUUCUGUAUCCAUUUCUGCAUACUGUUAGUAAAACAAGACCAUUCGAAUAUUUGAGAUUAACAAGUCUUGGAGUGAUUGGCGCACUUGUCAAAACAGAUGAGCAGGAAGUGAUUACUUUUCUGCUUACUACGGAAAUUAUCCCAUUGUGUCUACGAAUUAUGGAAAGUGGUUCUGAAUUGAGUAAAACUGUAGCGACGUUUAUACUACAGAAAAUUUUGCUGGAUGAUAGCGGCUUGUCUUAUAUCUGUCAAACAUAUGAUAGAUUCAGUCAUGUUGCAAUGAUCUUAGGAAAAAUGGUUCUAUCCUUAGCAAAAGAUCCUUCUGCAAGAUUACUUAAACAUGUUGUGAGAUGUUAUCUAAGAUUAUCUGAUAAUCCAAGAGCAUUGUUAGCCUUAAGACAGUGCUUACCAGAUCAAUUGAGGGAUAAUACAUUUGCAACAUGCUUGCAAGAGGAUGCUUCAACAAAGCAUUGGUUGUCUCUACUUCUUAAAAACUUAGAGACUGGUCCACAACCGGGUCCGCCGACACAACCAGGACAAGAUCCUCGGACAAUUGGCAUGUCGCCGCUCGCUUCCUGAACUUAUCAAAUUUCCGAUAAUUGUAAGGUAUGUUACAUAUAAGACCGAACAUCAAACGCAUCUUUCCGUGAAUCGUUCUGUAUUUUUUUCAUAAUAAUUAAUGGCUAUGCCAUCUACAUAUUAUUUCACAAAUCGUGCUGUGAGAACUAGUAAUAAGUAUAUCAUCGAUUUGGAAAUCAAAUACAUGAUAAUUGUAAAUAUUGUAUAGAUGCUUGUGCGGCAAGAUCUAGCAGUUACAAUUUUAAUAUAAUUUGAAUCCAAUAAAUGUCCAUUUUCUUUCUUGAAGUUUAGGAUUGUCAGCGAAUAAUAUUGACAAGUUUAUACAAUUUUGUUUUGUGCGAACGAGAUAUUACAUAUGGUAUAAGAAAAAUGACAGAUAUAUAUAUAUGAUAUGCGUACUUUAAUAUGUAAGAAUUAUAUGUAAAAGCAACAAAAGUGUGAUUGUUAUAUAUACAUUUAAUUGCCAGAUAUUCUGAUAGAAUUUACAAUAGAUACAUUUUAUAACAUAAAUUCAAGCAUUAUCUAUUGCUUGAAAAAUAUUUUAUUGCGUAAAAAUCAUUCUUCAAGAGAUAUGUAUACAAGUAGACAUAUGCAUAUAUUGCGAUUAAUAUUCAACUAACUAAUAUUGAAUGAAAGAUGUUCUUUCAUUCAUUUUGUAUAUUAUUAUGAGCCUAAUUAAAUUAACUAGCUAAUACAUAAUGCAUUACAUACAAAACCAUGUAAGCAAAAUUUUACUGCUUCAGUUUGUGUACAAUGGUUUAUAAAGGUAAGGCUUAACAUUUUAAUAUGCCGAGACUUACGCGGUUAAUUUUAAAUCGUUCUGAUCUCAAGUUUUAUAAAUUUCAGAAGUCUUUAAUUUAGAAAAUUGGAACCAGAAUGAUUAAAAUUAAUUGCAUAAUUCUUGAGAUAUCAAACAUUAAACUGUUAAGCUUUACAUGGGUCGUCUUAUAAGAUUAAUUUACGCGCGUGUAUAUAUAAUAAGAUAUAUUCGAGAGAGAGAGAGAGAGAGAGAGAGUUAGUUAGUUAGUCAAUCUUGUAUCGUUGUGAUAAAUUGAUAACAGGGUACACUAUGUAUGAGGAUUAAACCAUUUCAUAAUACACCGGCAUCAUUUAUAUCACCAAACAAUUGCGCGAGUCAUAGUUUAAUUUGAUUUAAUUUUUAUGAUAUGUUAAACUGGAUUCACAUAAAUAUAAAUUUGAUUUGU